Messenger RNA from Nothobranchius furzeri (turquoise killifish), 8994 nucleotides. It is a transcript of the gene kif5ab, whose product is annotated as kinesin family member 5A, b. NCBI's taxonomy places the organism in Eukaryota, Metazoa, Chordata, Actinopteri, Cyprinodontiformes, Nothobranchiidae. The record is from RefSeq and is a predicted model, not a curated record. Gene Ontology annotation, molecular function: ATP binding; microtubule motor activity; microtubule binding. Gene Ontology annotation, biological process: mitotic cell cycle; microtubule-based movement. Gene Ontology annotation, cellular component: microtubule.
GAAGCCUGCAGACACGCCGGACCCCUUUGGAGUAUGCGCUCCUGAUUCACAAGUCUCCAGGUGUUCUCCACCACUCAGCGGCACGAUUUUGAUCUGAGGGCAAGAAAACACCGCAGCAUGCAAAUUGUUUUGUUUUAGUUUCAUAUUAAUUCAAUUAUUUUUCUUUUUGCAUCCCAAAACCUCAUUGCAUGUGGGCAUAUUCGGCUGCUUCAAUAGAAAAACGAUUUGCAAAGGGGUAUUAUUUAAUAUUAUCAUAAAAAAUAUAUAGCUCCCGUUUAUCUGGAAUCGCAUUUACUAUUCUCCUUCCACAAUGGCUGAUACCAACGCUGAAUGCAACAUCAAGGUGUUGUGUCGAUUUCGUCCGCUCAACGAGUCGGAAAUUGUCCGCGGAGACAAGUUCAUCCCGAUAUUCCAAGGAGAAGACACUGUCAUCUUCGGGGGGAAGGCAUACGUGUUUGACCAGGUCUUCCCGACUAACACCACACAGGAACAAGUCUACAACACCUGUGCCAAACAGAUUGUCAAAGAUGUUCUUGGGGGAUACAAUGGGACCAUCUUUGCCUAUGGGCAGACCUCUUCGGGAAAGACACACACCAUGGAGGGUAACCUCCACGAUCCCCAGGCGAUGGGAAUCAUGCCUCGGAUCGCCCAGGACAUUUUUGAACAUAUAUUUGCCAUGGAUGAAAACUUAGAGUUUCACAUAAAGGUCUCCUAUUUUGAGAUCUACAUGGAAAAAAUCAGGGACCUACUGGAUGUGACAAAAAACAACCUGUCAGUGCAUGAAGACAAAUACAGAGUUCCCUAUGUGAAGGGCUGCAGUGAGCGCUUUGUGACCAGUCCAGAGGAAGUGAUGGAUGUGAUAGAUGAGGGGAAGGCCAACCGUCACGUUGCUGUCACCAACAUGAAUGAGCACAGUUCCCGCAGUCACAGCAUUUUCCUGAUUAACAUCAAACAGGAAAAUGUGGAGACGGAGCAGAAGCUGAGCGGGAAGCUGUAUCUGGUUGAUUUAGCUGGCAGUGAGAAGGUCAGUAAGACGGGUGCAGAGGGAGCGGUGCUGGAUGAGGCCAAGAACAUCAACAAGUCCCUGUCGGCUCUGGGGAACGUCAUCUCAGCGUUGGCAGAAGGAACGAAAUCCCACGUGCCGUAUCGUGACAGCAAGAUGACUCGCAUUCUCCAGGACUCUCUGGGUGGGAACUGUCGCACCACCAUGUUUAUCUGUUGCUCUCCCUCCAGCUACAACGAUGUGGAGACCAAAUCCACGUUGAUGUUUGGCCAAAGAGCCAAGACCAUUAGGAACACGGUAACGGUGAAUCUGGAGCUCACAGCAGAGCAGUGGAAGAAGAAGUACGAAAAGGAGAAGGCGAAGAACAGGUCAAUGAAGGAGACUAUCCAGCGACUUGAAGCUGAGCUGAACUGCUGGAGGAAUGGGGAGAAUGCUCUCAUGCUGGGGCAGCUGAGGGAAGGAGAAGAGGAUUCCCUCUUUGUGCCACCAGAACCGGUGGAGUCGUCCCUCGAAUUAUGCAGCCCCUCCACCCCAUGCACUCCCUGCAGCCCCUGCUCCAUCGCAUCCUCCAUCGUGGUCCACAUCUCACAUGAAGAGCGACAAAAGUACGAGGAGGAGAUCCGCAAGCUUUACAAGCAGAUGGACGAUAAGGAUGACGAGAUCAACCACCAGAGCCAGAUGGUGGAGAAGCUGAAGGAGCAGAUGCUCGACCAGGAGGAGCUUUUAGCCUCAUCCAGGGGAGACAGCGAGAGGGUGCAGUCUGAGCUCUGCAGGCUGCAGACCGAGAACGAGUCCUCUAAAGCCGAGGUGAAGGAGGUGCUUCAGGCGCUGGAGGAACUGGCGGUGAACUACGACCAGAAGAGCUUGGAGGUUGAGGAGAAAAGCAUGCAGAACAAGCUCCUGGCAGAAGAACUUGCUAAAAAGAUGACUCACCUCCUGGCCUUGGAAGCAGAGCUGUCACGUAUCCAGGAAGUGAGCGGCCACCAAAGGAAACGGAUUGCUGAAGUUCUCAACGGGCUGACGAGGGACCUGCGUGAGUUCAGCACCAUAGUGGGAAACAGGGAAAUCAAGCUGCCAGCGGAGAUCACCGGCGCGAUCGAGGAGGAGUUUACGGUUGCUCGUCUCUACAUCAGUAAGAUAAAAUCGGAGGUGAAAUCGAUGGUGAAGCGGUGCCGCUACCUGGAGAACCUCCAGAUGGAUUGUCAACGCAAGAUGGAGGAGACGAGUAGAGAGCUGUCAUCGUGUCAACUCGUCAUCGCACAGCACGAGGCAAAGAUUCGCUCUCUGACAGAGUACACGCAGAACGUGGAGAUGAAGAAGAGGCAGCUGGAGGACGGCUACGAUUCUCUGACCGAGGAGCUGGCUAAACUCCAGGCUCAAGAAAGCAUGUCUCAGAUGACCAGUGAGGAGACUCACACAUCUCACCAGAAUUCCUGCGAUAUUAAGACAGCUCUGGAGGAGCAGAUGCAGUCGCACCGAGAGAUGCACAGCAAGCAGCUCAACCAUCUUCGAGACGAGAUCAAUGAGAAGCAGAAGAUCAUUGACGACUUAACCGAUUGUAACCAGAAGCAGCGAUUGGAGUUGGAGCAACUGCACGGUGACUUUGAACGCCUCAGAACUCAGGAGCAUCACAAGAGCCGGCAGCUGGAGGAACUGACAUUUCUCUGUGAGCGGCACGAGCAGUCAAAGCAGGACCUCAAAGGUCUAGAGGAGACCGUCGCUCAUGAGCUCCACACGCUUCACAAUCUACGCAAACUUUUUGUUCAAGACCUCACAACUCGAGUUAGGAAAAGCGCAUGCAUGGAGCUUAAUGAUACUGGAGGAUUUCUCACACAAAAACAAAAGAUUUCUUUUCUUGAAAACAACUUGGAGCAGCUUACAAAGGUUCACAAACAGCUGGUACGUGACAAUGCAGAUCUUCGCUGUGAGCUUCCAAAACUGGAGAAACGUCUUCGCUCUACAGCUGAGCGGGUUAAGGCCCUGGAGGGCGCGCUGAAGGAAGCAAAGGAGGGAGCCAUGAAGGACCGCCAGCGCUACGAGCAGGAAGUAGAGCGAAUCAAGGACGUGAUGAGGACUCGCAAUCCGUUCCGCCGUCCUCACGCUGCACAGAUAGCCAAGCCCGUUCGUCCAGGUCACUACCCCCUCUGCUCCCCUAUCAGCCCCUUCCUCAUCCGAGGAUACAACGAUAGCCCCAUUCCUUUCUGCCACGCCAUUUUCCAGAACAAAAACGGCCAGCGAGCAGCUUCUCCACCACCUCCGGAUACAGACGACAGAUUAUCCGAAGUCAGCUCACACCAGAACGGCCCUGCAGAGCCGCUCGACCCACAAGACAGCGACUCACGUGACAGCGACGAUCAGAACAACAUGCUUCCAGCUGAACCAGCGAGCAAAUCGGUGAAGUCCUCAGAGAUGCUCGAUUCAGAAAACGGAAACACCACAGAUAUCAAUGACAACAGCAUGUGUCUGAAUGUGAAUUCUGUGUCCAGAACUGAUGUCUGUGACAAUCAGGAAGCAGCCAACCUCUACAAGCUGAAGCCUGAAGGCUCAGCCAGCUAAUGGGCCUGAGCAGGCAGGCGACUUUGUCUGAAGCCUUCUCUUUAAAUCUGCAUGCAGAUGAUCUCUGUCGUCUCUAAAAGAAGAAAAAACUUUUUUCCCAUCCUCACCUGUUGUAAACAGUCCUCCUGUGUCUAUUUUCAAGCCUCUGCUUGCUAUUCCUUGAUUUCCCUUCUUUCCUCGGUUUGUUGGGUGUUUGUGGGUAACAGUUUGGCAAGCACUGCAUCUUAAAUACCUGGCAGCCAGCACCUGCUGCUGCUCUCUGUACCCCAUGACUUGAAAUACAAAAGGGACCAAAAAUAGAGCACGACAGGCUCCCACUUGGAAGUGCUGUUCAGCAUGAGGGACAUGAAACCAGUGCAGUCUGCAGUGACACAUCAAAAACUUUAUCAACUUUAGUAAACACGUGACUUAUCUGAAAACAAAGAGUGAGAAUGUGCAAAAAAAAAAAAGUGAAAAAGAACAGCACUCACUUUAUUGAUAAUUAUAUUUUUAUUGCAUGAUCAUUUUUAUGUUUUCCUUCAGUAUUUUUUUUUAAUUACACAAAUAAGAGCUGCCCUGGUGAGGUAACGUUACCAUGAAAUGUGUAAAUCUCCACAGCAACUAAAUAAGCUUCGUAUAGGAGUCUAAAGGCUAAACAGAACAGAAAGAAAUGUGUAGAUUAACGUGACCAAGUUCUAUUUAAAGUCCCGUCUUUCAGUCCCAUUCACCAGAGCAGGCUGUGAAUGUACGGUUUUAUUUUAAAAUGUAUUUUUAGGAAAAAAAAAGAAAUUUCAAUCGUAGUUUAAAGUUUAUUUUUAUUUAAUUUAUGUUCAAAUGCAACAAUGAUGUUACAAAGUUAUUUUAUGCAAAAUAAUGGUUUCAUUACCUUUCAAAGUCUGAAAAAGUUGUUUAUAGUUGAGAAUGUUGUUUGAUUGUUUUUUAACAUGAACUGAAUAACUAUUUUUGACCUAAGCAGGUGUUUUUGUGAUUAUAUUUAGCAUUUUUGUCACCAGUUUAUUGUGUGUGCGCUUCUUUUGUUUACCUGGAUGCAGCUAAAGCCGACUAAAACAUAAAAAGAAAAAGUUACAGAGUGUUUUUUCAGCAUUUAAAUAGAUCGGUUACAUCUAAAUGAAUCGUGUCCAACAGUAAUGUCCAAGGCUCUUUUUGUUAGAAACUCAUACCCAGAGCCUUCACAUCAGUCGACACUGUGACAACUAGGACAGAAACUUAAGAAAAUACACAAUAAUCUCCCUUUAAAGUAGAUUUUAGACAAACUUAUCGAUUAGGACAUAAGUAUAACUUCCGGGCAUGCCGUUUCCAAAGUAGAUUUUUGUCCCCUGCAAUUUUUUACCAUUAUGCUUUAUUAAAUACACUAGUUGAGCACUCGGACCAAAAGUUCAGCUAGAAUCUGAUGUAAAUGAGCUCUAUUGAUCAGAUUUUCAAAAAACAAGUGUCAAAUGGGGACAAUGAGUAGGAAUGAAAAUGACUAACAAGGUGAAAAACAAAGUUGAAUCGAUAGUAUUAGUUUUUUUGUUUUCCUGCCAUCUGUGUACUUCACAGUUCUGCAAUCCUGACAUUACAUAAAAGAGCCUCUAUAGGCUGUAGUUUAGUUUUAUACAUCAUUUUGUAUACUUACUGUGAAGACAUCCCCCCCACCCCCCGGUCCUCAUGCCGGUUGUGUGUCCCCCACUUCUAAAGUCAAAACUACGUCCAUGCUCCUGAUAGAGCUAAAACCUGUCUUGACACCUUUAUAUGAGAUACUUUCUCACAGUUUAUGUGUAUUAUUAUGAAAGUACAACAAAUCAAUGCAUUUAUCCAGCCCGUGUCUACAGUACAGCUUGACACAGCCCUUUUGGGCGAGACCAUGUACCCGAACAACAAAGUCGAUCAGAACGUUGAUAAAAGUACUGAACUCAAGUAUUCUGUGGUCGGCACAAGUUGUCACAGCAGUCAGACUUUGAAUCAUUUGCUAAAAGGAAGCUUGAGGAGCGAAGCAGACGGAUUGUUUGAGCUGAGAAGAGACUUUCAUGCUGAAUGUUAUCUCCAGAAAACAGCCUGCCGAGGACUAUGAGUGCAACGUUAAACAUUUCAUCCAAAAGCAUGAAAGUGUGGAAAAAAUAAUAUGUAGCAACUAUUUUUAUACUGCUAUAUUUAGUUAGAAAGAUAAACCUAUAUUAUCAGCUGCUCUAGAUGAAAUGUUAUUUAUUUGCAAUUGAUAUAUAUUUUUUGUCUCUACCUGUUGCUGAAUGUGAAUGAUUGUGUUAAGUUUAAAUGUACUUUUAACAUGCAUUCCUUUGAAUAACUGCUCUGACUUCCACUGUUUUGUGAGUGAACGUGUGUGGCUGCUGAUGUGUGUGUUUUUUUUAAAGAUGAUGACUAAUUCUGGAUAUAUAGUUAAUUUUUAUUUUUUUUUAUUUUUGCUUGCGAGUGAAACUGAAGCUUGGAUCUUGCUCUGCAAUAACCUCCUAACCUAAAAGCUCCCUUGGACAUAUGACGCAGAGGUUACUGCAGGUUAUCAUAUGCUGAUAACGCUCUGUCUCACACACAUUCUCUGAGAUACGCCAUCUCAUCAACCAGUCGGUUUUUAUUUUUGACCUUUGAGAAUGCAGAUAAGUUAAAGGCCCCAGUGGGUGCAGUCGGAGAUUUCUGAGCAGAUAAGUGCUUCUGGUAUCAAACAUCACUUCCAACUCUCUCAGUCGACCUCCUGAUCAGAUAGUCAGGAUGAGACGAGUGUGUGAAGACCAAGGAGGUCUCUAAUGCAGUUUUUACAAAUAAUUUUUGAGUUUCUGUUAUCCCUCAUCUCAAAUUCAACAAUGACCACUAGCUGCACACUGGAAAAUGACAGUGGAAAUCAGAAAGGUGCACAUAGAAACAUUCAAUGCAUUUCUGUUAGUCAGGGACCAAAAUAAAACAGUAAAGUUUAACUGAGCUAACUCUUCUCUGCAGUGUAUUACUUAAGCUCUAGUUUCAACUCCUUGAAAAAUGUUUGAAAACAUUAUUUUUCGUUGAUCUCUAAUAAUACCAAACGUUGUUUUAUUUUAUACACUUGGAAAACUCAGACACUUUUAGAUUAAGGUACAUUUUGCAAGAAUUAUGCAUCUGUGGACGAAGCAACAGAGCUAACCAUGUGGGCAGUAUCCCAAAAUGUUUCAAAAUCUCUUGCAAUUGUCUCCUGUUGGUGUUGUUGGUCCCAAAGGUCCCUGAUCCAGGGUGUCUGUUGGCCUCCCUUACUCACAGACCUUUAGUCCCCUUGGGUUUCAUAUUAAACCCAGUUGAGAUGAGUGACUGUUGAUUUGUUAUAGCAACCAGCUAGUUGGCUAAAGGCAGCUUUUCUACAGAAUUGUGAAGAUUGUAGGGACCUUGACAGGAAGUCCUCGUUUUGGUGGACUGGAAGAUUGCAUUGUUCUUAAAAAGGACACAAAAAGAGAACAGAUGUGGGCCCUUUUACACUUUACUUUAUGCUCUCAGGGGUCGCAGUAGCAUGUAGAAUGUCCAUACUCUUCAUACUUCACACCAGUCUGGCUGGUCACAUCCAUUACUCACUUGCUGAAUGUCAACCAGUUGGGUGGAGAUGCUCAUGCAGCAUGUCUUAGAUGUACAAGAGUUAUUACUCAGGUGUCAGUCAUACUUAUAAAUGUGUCGGUUUUUCUUAAUUGUAUUUCCCUACAUGCUAUCUGAUUUAUCUACACAACAUGUAACCAGCUGUCUCUCAUUAAUCAGUGAAUUUCCUCAAACAGAUUCUCUAGUUUCACUCUUGGGGUGUUGGUAAAAUUGCCCCUGAAUGACAGCUAAACAGCCAAUCACAUUUGUUUGCUAGGGAGUCAUUUUGGCCAAUCAGCAUCACUGAAUUUAUUGUCUCUGGGGCACUGGGAGAUGUCGCUCUUGCUACAGGAAAUAGCUAGCUAACAUGCUAGAAGGUGCUGGAUCUCCUUUCCCCUCUCUCACUGAUACCCUACCUGCACCUGUUGCAGUAAAAUGUGUUUAUCUGUUUUUAUUUUACGUGACUAUAAUGUUCAAGACAGGAUAUCUAACUCAUUUUUUUACAUCAGCACCACCUACUGGUGGAACUGAGAAUGACACUUUGAGCGGAUGAUUCGAUGAGGCGCAAGCUGGAAAACAAAUCAAUUUCAAAAUAAAACAUGAAUAAGGCCAAAAUUUGAAAUUAUGGACUGCAAUUGAUCUUAUAGGUAGAAAGAUGUACAGGGUAGGUUUGAGUAGUCCAAUGUAUGCGUACAUUUGAUAAUAUACUGUAAAACUGCUGUAAUGGAGAAGAGAAAAGGAUGAUUGUUUUGGAAUUGUAGUCAUUUUACAACUGUUCAUUUAAAUACUUAGAUGGGAAAUCUUUUCAAACAUAACUCCAGUAAGAAUAACAGGUGCCGCUGCUGCUGCUUACUAAUAUUAAAAUAAUACCCAACAGGAGAACAUGACAGGGGAUUUUGGGGACCUUAUGAAAAAAACAUUGUUUUUCAUGGAGUUGUUGGAAAGUCUAGAGCUUAUUUUGGCAAAUUACAACCUGCUCCACGCAGUCCCACAGCUCAAGACCUUUUACCUACUAACCCAAAGUGGAAGUCAGUGUAAACAGUUGCAGACUCAGCAGGAUUGCUGAGACUCACAGGUCAGGUUUUGUGUUUAUUUUGUCUGCAAUUUUGUGUUUUCACCCUCUCAGGCUCAAAAUAAGUUUUGAUAAAAGGACGAACAACUAAGUCCUUCAGGGGAACUUCUGAGUUAAAAAAUGCUCAUGAAAUACGUACGUGGAGUAACCAGGUAGGUAGGUUUUAACGGUGCAAAUCUGCAACACCUGCAGAGGGUUAAAACAUUUUAGUAAGUUGGUCCAUUUGACCAUAUUUUUUUAUUAUUAAUUUUACAAAACAUACCUUCAUUAGAAUAUUUUCCACAUCUGAUUACUGAAAUAAAAAAAAAUUAAUAAAAGAUAUUUUUGUGUUUUAUUUUAUUCCUGAUUAUUUAACAUUGCAAUUGUUGGGUUUCACUUUUUUCAAAAGGUCAUUGAACUUUAAGUCAGUCACGUUUACCUACAGAAACAAGUACUGAAUGUUAACCAUCAGUCUGCUGUCAGUGAAAAGCGGUUACCUGAUGUGCACUAUGGCUUCUUAUUUAGCUGUAAGUGUUGGGAUGAAUAAAUGUACAUUUUUAUUUUGUUUUAUGUCCGACUGGUCUGAUUCUUCCGCAGUAAUUAUAACCAAUUUUAAAACAACCUGGCCAGGUAAAUUCUUUGUGAUACCAAAUAUACAGAAGUGGCACGGCAGGAAAUGUGGAGUGCUUUAAAAAAAGAAUGGGGGCAGAAUGUCAAUUUGUGAAGUUGUGUGUUGCUUGGUUUGUUUGUUUGUUUGUUUGUUUGUUUAUAGCGUGUGGUUUAGUGCAUGGAGUACUCUUUUCUGUAGCUGCUGAAAAGCAGCUUUGUUAUCCCAUUUCAAUAAAUGCGAUCCUGUGGCCAUAAA